Messenger RNA from Rhincodon typus (whale shark), 756 nucleotides. RefSeq names its product calretinin-like. Lineage: Eukaryota; Metazoa; Chordata; Chondrichthyes; Orectolobiformes; Rhincodontidae. Gene Ontology annotation, molecular function: calcium ion binding. The record is from RefSeq and is a predicted model, not a curated record. Gene Ontology annotation, biological process: regulation of long-term synaptic potentiation; regulation of presynaptic cytosolic calcium ion concentration. The transcript has 10 exons. Gene Ontology annotation, cellular component: dendritic spine; terminal bouton; nucleus. Bases 37 to 756 code for a protein of 239 amino acids.
CAGAGCAGGCAAGUGGCUAGCAGGCACCGAGCAACCAUGGCAGACACACACAGUCUUUACCUGCAAGCAAUUGAAGAGUCUACCACACAGUUCUUGGAAAUUUGGCACCAUUAUGACAAUGCUGGUCGUGGUUAUAUUGAAGGAAGAGAGCUGCAAAAUUUCAUUCGAGAACUUCAGCAAGCUCGGAAAGACACUGGCUUAGAAUUAUCUGACGGGAUGAAAGCUUUGGUGGAGAAGUACGACCAGAGUGCUGAUGGAAAGAUAGAGCUGGCAGAUCUUGCUCAGAUCCUACCUACAGAAGAAAACUUCUUUUUGUUCUUUCGGCAACAAUUAAAGUCAAGCACAGAGUUCAUAGAGACGUGGCGAAGAUAUGAUGAAGAUCAUAGUGGCUUCAUAGAAGCAGAUGAGCUGAAGAGCUUUCUACGAGAUUUACUGAAGAAAGCAAAUAGGCCUUUUGAUGAAGUGAAGCUAGAAGAAUAUACCUUGACAACGCUUAAAAUGUUCGAUUCAAAUAAUGACGGAAAGCUGGGACUGGGAGAAAUGGCAAGGUUACUUCCUGAUAAAGAAAAUUUUCUUCUUAAAUUUCAGGGGGUGAAUAUGUCUUCAACAGAAUUUAAUGAUAUUUUUGACUAUUAUGAUCAGGUUGCUGGUUUCCCAGGUACCAGUGAUAAACUAAAUGGCACCAAUUUCCGACUUCAAAGUCAGAGCUCUUACCCUGGUAGCUGCAGCUUUCCAGUAUCUUGGCCUGCAUAUUAG